AUGUUGAACGGCAGUACAUGUAUAACGUGUGUUAGAAUAUGCAAAAAAUCCUCUGAAGUGUAUACGGAGAAAAAAAAGGAUAGGGAUUUUAUUUUACAUUUUCAACUCAGACAUCUUCAAGCAAUUUCACACCCUUCCUUUGCUCUGCAUCACUGGGAGCUCUUUUUCGUCGAAGAUUUCCUUCUGGUCGAAGAUAUUGUUGGCUUACGUGACGAUGUGGGAAGUCGCGGGGUCGUUGACCCUCUCACUGUCGUCUUUAGAGGAGUUGUCGUUGACGUUCUCACUGUCGUCCUUAGAGGAGUUGUCGUUGACGUGCUCUCGGUUGUGGUUACAGGAGUUGUCGUUGAAGUGCUCUCGGUUGUGGUCAGAGGAGUUGUCGUUGACGAGCUCGCGGUUGUGGUCGUUGGUGCAGUCGUUGAUGAAGUUGACGUGCUCACUGUCGUCGUUAGAGGAGUUGUGGUUGACGUGCUUCCUGUCGUGGUUGAUGAAGUUGACGUACUCUCGGUUGUGGUCAGAGGAGUUGUGGUUGACGUGCUUCCUGUCGUGGUUGAUGAAGUUGAAGUGCUCUCGGUUGUGGUCACAGGAGUUGUCGUUGACGAGCUCGCGGUUGUGGUCGUUGGUGCCGUCGUUGAUGAAGUUGACGUGCUCUCGGUUGUGGUCAGAGGAGUUGUCGUUGACGAGCUCGCGGUUGUGGUCAGAGGAGUUGUUGUUGACGAGCUCGCGGUUGUGGUCGUUGGUGCCGUCGUUGAUGAAGUUGACGUGCUCACUGUCGUCGUUAGAGGAGUUGUCGUUGACGUGCUUCCUGUCGUGGUUGAUGAAGUUGACGUGCUCACUGUCGUCGUUAGAGGAGUUGUCGUUGUCGUGCUUCCUGUCGUGGUUGAUGAAGUUGAAGUGCUCUCGGUUGUGGUUACAGGAGUUGUCGUUGACGUGCUCUCGGUUGUGGUUACAGGAGUUGUCGUUGACGUGCUCUCGGUUGUGGUCAGAGGAGUUGUCGUUGACGUGCUCUCGGUUGUGGUCAGAGGAGUUGUCGUUGACGAGCUCGCGGUUGUGGUCGUUGGUGCCGUCGUUGACGUGCUUCCUGUCGUGGUUGAUGAAGUUGACGUGCUCUCGGUUGUGGUUACAGGAGUUGUCGUUGACGUGCUCUCGGUUGUGGUUACAGGAGUUGUCGUUGACGUGCUCUCGGUUGUGGUUACAGGAGUUGUCGUUGACGUGCUCUCGGUUGUGGUCAGAGGAGUUGUCGUUGACGAGCUCGCGGUUGUGGUCGUUGGUGCCGUCGUUGAUGAAGUUGACGUGCUCACUGUCGUCGUUAGAGGAGUUGUCGUUGACGUGCUCUCGGUUGUGGUUAGAGGAGUUGUCGUUGACGUGCUCUCGGUUGUGGUCAGAGGAGUUGUCGUUGACGAGCUCGCGGUUGUGGUCGUUGGUGCCGUCGUUGAUGAAGUUGACGUGCUCACUGUCGUCGUUAGAGGAGUUGUCGUUGACGUGCUUCCUGUCGUGGUUGAUGAAGUUGACGUGCUCUCGGUUGUGGUUAGAGGAGUUGUCGUUGACGUGCUCUCGGUUGUGGUUAGAGGAGUUGUCGUUGACGUGCUCUCGGUUGUGGUUAGAGGAGUUGUCGUUGACGUGCUCUCGGUUGUGGUUAGAGGAGUUGUCGUUGACGUGCUCUCGGUUGUGGUUAGAGGAGUUGUCGUUGACGUGCUCUCGGUUGUGGUCAGAGGAGUUGUCGUUGACGAGCUCGCGGUUGUGGUUACAGGAGUUGUCGUUGACGAGCUCGCGGUUGUGGUCGUUGGUGCCGUCGUUGAUGAAGUUGACGUGCUCACUGUCGUCGUUAGAGGAGUUGUGGUUGACGUGCUUCCUGUCAAGGAAGUUGACGUGUGCUCUCGGUUGUGGUCAGAGGAGUUGUCGUUGACGUGCUCUCGGUUGUGGUCAGAGGAGUUGUCGUUGACGUGCUCCGGUUGUGGUCAGAGUUGGUCGUUGACGUGCUCGCGGUUGUGGUCGGUGCCGUCGUUGACGUGCUCCGGUUGUGGUCAGAGGAGUUGUCGUUGA
Necator americanus (New World hookworm) is the source of this 2040-nucleotide messenger RNA. RefSeq lists its product as uncharacterized. The coding region runs from base 1 to 2040 and encodes 679 amino acids. Lineage: Eukaryota; Metazoa; Nematoda; Chromadorea; Rhabditida; Ancylostomatidae. The transcript has a single exon. The record is from RefSeq and is a predicted model, not a curated record.